AUGAAUAUUUCAACACUUAUCUAUCUAGUCUUAAUAUUUUCUUUUUAAGUAUAGGCCUCUCAUUUGUGUGCUGAAGAAACAGAUUAAAAAUAAGAAUGCAAAAAGUGUAUGGCAAAUUCAAGAUUAGAUCAAGGUACGUGUAAGUGUUUAGAUGGUUAUAUUUCAGACAAUAAAGUGAAUAAAUGCUAUUGUACUUAAAUUAAUUUAUAAUUAAAUAGCUUGCUUGCCUAAUUGUAAAAAGUGUAAACCAUUUCAAUUAAAUUAAUGUGAAGAAUGUUUUGGUGAAAAUGCAGACCAUGAAAAUUAAUGUAUUUGUAAAAAAGGUUAUAUCUAUUCAUCAUAAAUGUAAACCUGCAUUAAUAGUAUAAAUAAAUAUAAUUUUAGAGAACAAGGAUUUAAAUCUGGAACAUUUACAAUAUUAAAUUUAAUCAAAAGAGUUUGAAAGUCUUAAAUUUGAUUUUUGUUUACCUGUUGAAUAGUAUGCUUAAACAAAUCAACUAUAUAAAUUAAAAAUAAAUAAUGUUACUGCGACAUUAUAAUUAAAUUUUACAGAAUUAAAUAACUAAAGUUCUAUUGCAUAUAUAAAAACUAAUGAAAAAUUGAUAUUUGAAAAAAUACUUUUAUAAAAGAUAAAAUCAAGACCUAUUUUAAGAGAUUUUAAUGAGACUAUUUUUGAAAUAAAUUAUAUUUAAGGAUUAAGUUAAAUAAAAGAAAAUAAUUAAAAAUAGAAUUUAAUUCUAAUGAUUGAAAUAAAAAAUGUUAUUUCAAAUAGUUAUUAUUUCUUAUUGAUGAAAUGUGGAUUAUAAGAAAAAUAAAGUUUAGAAGAAUAAAAAAUAUUAGAAAGUCAUGUCAAUUCAGUAGUAGAUAAAUAUUUUACUUUAUUUUAUUAAUGUCCUUUUAAUUGUAAGACAUGUACUUUUGAAACUACUGAAAAGUAAUCUAAUGUUUAAUGCAAAUAAUGUAUUAAUGGAAUGAAAUUAGAAAAAGGAAAAUGUUUUUAUGAAAAUUAACCUAUAAAAAUUAAAGAAAUUAAAUAAAUUUAAGGAUCAGAAUAAAAUACAGAAUGUGAUAUUUAAACUUAUUUAAAAGAUGAAUAUUGUGAAUUAUGUGAUAUAUAGAAUUGUGAAAUAUGUGAAAAUCAAGAUAGUUGUAAAAAAUGUAAUGAUAAAUUUGAAAUAAAAGAUGGAAAAUGUGAAUGUCAAGUGAAAACAGAUGAAUAAUGUGAUAAUAGAAUAAAUUAAUAGAAAAAUUGUAUAUAUUAUAAUGGAAAUGAAUGUUUAUAAUGUGAGUAUGGUUAUUAUUUACAUUAAAAUGAAUGUAUAAAAAUGUUAUCUAAUGAAUAUUUACUUUGUAUAAAAUAAGAUUAAUGUUAUAAUUGUUUGAAUAUGGAAUAAAUUAUUUAGAAAUCAAAAUUUGAAUCUAACAAAUAAGUUUGUGAAUGUUAAAAUGGAUAUUUUAUGAAUUAUAGAUUAUUAGAAUGUAAUUAAUGUGAUUCAAGUUGUAGAACUUGUAUAGAUAGAUAAAUUAAAUGUACUAGUUGUAAUGAUGGGUUUUAUUUAUAAGAUCAUAAAUGUAAGAAAUGUCCUUAAACUUGUCUCAAAUGUGAUUCUUAUGAUAAGUGUAUCAAUUGUGUUGAUGGUUAUUAUUUAGAUAAAUCUUAAUGCAAAGAAUGUAAAAUUAUGAUUUCAGAUAAAAAUGUUUGUGCAAAAUGUUAAAAUGAUAAAAUUUGUACUUAAGCUAUUGAAGGAUAUUAUGUUGAUAGUUAAAAUAUGGUUAAUAAAUGUGAAAUAGAAUAUUGUAAAGUUUGUAAAGACAAAUAGAUAUGUGAAAGAUGUGAUCCAAAUUAUUUUGUAGAAAAAGGAUCUUGUGUUUAAUGUUAAGAAGGAUGUAUUAGUUGUGAACGAAAUAAUGAAUAAAAUCAAAUUAAAUGUUUUAAUUGUUCUCCUAAUUAUACUCUAAGUGAUGAAGAUGGAAAUUGUAAAAAAUGUCCAUAAAAUUGUAAAUAAUGUGCAACUCCAAAUACUUGUAAUGAAUGUUAAGAAGGAUUUCAAUUAUCUUAAGAUACAUAAUUAUGUGAAUGUCAAAAUGCUAAUGAAUAUUUUUUAAAUAAUAAAUGUUAAAUCUGUGUAGAAAAUUGUGAAGAAUGUGAAUCAAAAGAUAAAUGCAAGACUUGUUUAACUUCUUAUAUAGUAAAUAAUAAAGGUUAAUGUGAUAAAAAAAAAUGUAAAAUAACAAAAUGUGAAUUAUGUUAAUCUGAUGAUUCAUGUGAAUAAUGCAAAGAUUCAAUAUAUUUUCAAGAAGAAAAAAAAUGUGGUUGUAAAGGUAAUUGUGAAACAUGCACUUUAAAAGAUUCAAAAUAAUAAUGUACUAGUUGUAAAUCAAAAUAUUAUUUAAAAGAAAAUGAAUGUGUAGAGUCUCAUUGUGAAGAUGAAAGUAAAGAUGGUAAAUGCAAAUAAUGUAAAAUAGGAUAUUUUAUUAAUUCAAUUAAUUAAUGUGAAGAAUGUUAAACUAAAAAUUGUAAAGCUUGUAUUAAUAAUAUAUGUAAUAUAUGUCAAUAAGGUUAUUAUCUUCAAGAUGAUAUAUGUAAAAAAUGUACAGAUCCAUCAUGUUUGAUUUGUGAAUAUGAUUAAAAUGAUGAUUAAGAUUAAUGUAAAACAUGUAUAUCUGGUUACUCUCCUAAAGAAACUAAAUGUUAUAAAGAAAACAAUUUAUUCCCAUUACUUGCUCUUGUUUUUAUUAUUGCUUUAAUUUAUGGAGCCUUUUACUUUAAAGAAUAAAUUUUAUCUCUUUGCUCAAAUUAAAGUUAAGGAUUCGUAAAUAGCUCUGAUUAAGAUGUUGAACUUACAAAUAAAUAAAAAACUUAGACUAAAUAAAGUAGAGAUGAUGAUUUUAAUAUAUUAGAGGAUUGA
Molecule: messenger RNA, 2909 nt
Organism: Paramecium pentaurelia
Lineage: Eukaryota; Ciliophora; Oligohymenophorea; Peniculida; Parameciidae
Source: the annotation of a GenBank genome assembly